AUGCUAAAAGUCGGGCACAAUACUGAAUUAUGCAAAGUUGGUGUCCUUGGAGGCGGCUCCUGGGGCACAGCACUGGCCAUCCACUGCGCCCGUCUGGGUCACGACACCGUGUUGUGGGCCCGUGGGGCGGCCACCGUGGACUCCAUCAACCUGCGCCACGAGAACCCGCAGUACCUCCCCGGCUUCCCCUGCCCCCCUGCCCUGACCGCCUCAUGCGACCUGGAGGGGGUCAUCAAGCGGAGCGAGCUGAUGCUGAUGGUCGUACCCACGCAGUACAUUGUGGCCACACUGGGGGAGGCAGCCCGAGCACUCCGACCCCACCAGAUUCUCGUGAGCUGCUCCAAGGGUAUUUCCUUGUCCUCGCUGGAGACGGUGGACGAGCUGCUGCAGGGAGUAGUGCCGUACGAGUUCCGGAGCCGACUGGCCUACUUGUCUGGACCCUCCUUUGCGGCGGAGGUGGCGACGGGGCAGCCCACGGCAGUUACGGUGGCAGCGAAGGCAAGGAAAAGGGGGGGAGGAGAGAGAGGGCCCGACGACCAGUUGGCUGCCCGGGUCCAGUCUCUGUUAUCCAGCCCGCGGUUCAGGUGCUACCGCAGCACGGACGUUGUGGGGGUGGAGAUGGCGGGGGCGCUCAAGAACGUGCUGGCCAUCGCGUGCGGCAUUUCCGACGGACUGGGUUUCGGAAACAACGCCAGAGCGGCGCUCAUCACCCGGGGUCUGUACGAGAUUACGAAGCUGGCCGUGGCCCGGGGGGGUAACCCACUGACCAUGUCGGGGCUGGCGGGUAUGGGAGACGUAGUGCUGACGUGCACAGGUGACCUGAGCCGUAACCGCACUGUGGGGCUACGACUGGGUCGGGGCGAGCGAUUGCGGGACAUCCAGGCCUCCAUGGGCGGUGCGGUGGCCGAGGGGGUGCCGACCGCAGUGGCCAUCCGUACACUGGCUCGCAAGCUCGGAGUGGAGUGCCCCAUCAUGGAGGGAAUACAUCGGGUCAUACACGAGGGUGCAAACGCCCAGGAGGUGGUGACUGAGGUGAUGAGUCGGGAGCUCAAGCCCGAGGUGGCGCCGGACAUCAUCCGGGGGGUGCUCACAAACAACGGAGGAACCAACAGCAACCACCACAACCACCUCUUGGAGUGUCCGGCCCGGUCAGACCCUGCCUUCCCCGGUAUUUCGGGGCACCCUAAUCCAGCCACCCUAGCCAACUUCUCAGUGGAUCGUUCAGGUUCCGCACCCACCACCGGCAUCCAACGGAAUCUGCCGGAUCAACGGCGGCUCAACUCCAUUCCUGGUCAGCUCGCAAGUCAAGUUUAUCCCAGGUCACCACCGUCCAUCGACUAG
This is a messenger RNA of Volvox carteri f. nagariensis, 1341 nucleotides long. RefSeq lists its product as uncharacterized. Lineage: Eukaryota; Viridiplantae; Chlorophyta; Chlorophyceae; Chlamydomonadales; Volvocaceae. The transcript is spliced from 12 exons. Gene Ontology annotation, molecular function: glycerol-3-phosphate dehydrogenase [NAD(P)+] activity; NAD binding. The record is from RefSeq and is a predicted model, not a curated record. Gene Ontology annotation, biological process: carbohydrate metabolic process; glycerol-3-phosphate catabolic process. Gene Ontology annotation, cellular component: glycerol-3-phosphate dehydrogenase (FAD) complex; cytosol. The coding region runs from base 1 to 1341 and encodes 446 amino acids.